GCAUUUGAAUCUUGCUUAGUAUUUACCUUGUCGAAGCAUCUCGCCUAAACGUGCCUAGGUGAUGAAGCCAAAACUAAUAGUUUGUACUAUAUGAUGAAUGUAAUGACAAUUUAUAACACUUGCGCACUUCGGUUCAAUGAUUGUAACUAACUUAAUCCUCAAUAACAAAGAAAGAUAAUUCACAUGUUCAUGAUAUCGUAGCUCAAUAGCUCACAAAGUUUUUUGAGUUAGUUGAUAGAUUGAAAGACAAGAUUAAACUUGUAGAUGAUGUUAAUUUUCCUCUUUGUCGUUGCCUAGCAUCUAGACAAGUAUUUUUUAACUAUGCAAAAAUUUCAAUAUCUAGCAAGGAUGAGGAAAAUAUACUCCUAUUGUCAAUGGUCAAGAACCGCUUAUCUCGUGAUCCUUGAAUCUCUCUAUUUUGACCGAGAUUAUGACCAAAUUCAUACAAUUUUAAAAUAUAAAAUUGGAGUAUGUUUCUCUCCUCAUAGUUAUAACACUAAGGGUGGAUUUUCUGGUUGAUUGGAUUCACAAUGUUAAUAUUAUAUCCACAUAUUAUUAAUAGGAUUUGUUUUGUACUCAAUUCUAGUGGUAAUGGUUAUUAUUAUGUGAAACAAAAAGGAUAAGAAAAAAAUGUAAGUGUUUAUUGAGCAGGGGAAAAAACGAAAAAGACAAUUAAUUCCAUGCAAAAGAAGGAAGAAAAUUAAUUAAAAUUUAAAAUGAAGAUAGGAAAUUAAUUAAAAAUUUAAAACACAAGCGACGAAGUAAGGCUUUCGCAGUGUUAUAUAUAAACCAAGUAUCGCCUUGCCGCCGCCGUCCCGUCGAUCCUUUGUCUCUGCUCCUACGCAAAGUUUUCCUCCGUCUACGUUCUCCGAUCAAGAGAUUAGGGAUAGUCCCUCUAAAUCGAUUGGAAGAUCCAAUGGAAGAGAUAACUGAGGGCGUGAACAGCAUCAACCUGGCCGGAGCCGAUGCGACCAAGAAGAACCGGAUUCAGGUCUCCAACACCAAGAAGCCCCUCUUCUUCUACGUCAAUCUCGCUAAGAGGUACAUGCAGCAAUUCAACGAGGUGGAGCUGUCCGCACUUGGAAUGGCUAUCGCCACAGUUGUAACGGUGGCCGAAAUUCUCAAGAACAAUGGAUUGGCUGUGGAGAAGAAAAUCAUGACCUCGACUGUUGAUAUGAGGGACGAUUCGAGGGGGCGGCCUGUCCAAAAAGCCAAGAUUGAGAUACUCCUUGGAAAGACUGCAAACUUUGAUGAACUGAUGGCAGCUGCUGCUGAAGAGAGGGAGGCGGCAGCAACAGCAGGAGCAGAUGAUGAAGAGCAGAGUUGAAAAGCUUCUUCUUGUUCUCAGCAUGGAGGUGCGGUCUGCUUUAGAUCAUAAUGACCAAAAAAGCUUUCUAGUUGGUUCCUCUUUCUCCUUUACCAAAAGGCAGGGAUUGUGAAGCUGUGAAUUUUUUUUUUUUGUUGUUGGUCUGUAAGAAAACUGAAAACCCCAUUUGUCAUCUGAGAUUCAAUUUUGUCAAGACUCUUGGUAGUCUUCUUUGCUUUAGUCUAGCUGUUCGUUUCUUUUCUAGGGUUUUUCAAUCAUAUGUAAGCUGUUCUCUUCAUAUCAAAAUCUUCCCAUGGUUUUGUCAACUUGAAUGAUAUUGAUGCUUCGACGUGUUCAUUUAUAGUUCAACAGCCCUAUGCGACACUAACCAUUUCGGACGAAACUGUGUAGAACUAGAAACCUCUAACAAAUUGCAAUUUAAUUAGUACCACUAAUCGCUAGAUAUGAUAUCACAAGCAGUAAUCAUGAUCACUAAUCAUUAAUACGCGGGUUUAAGCUCAUAACUACAAAAUUGGUGGAAGUUUUCUCUUGCCUAGAUUUUGAGGUGGAAAGGGCAUACUAGUGAGCCACAUUGCCCACUAAAUACUAAUACAACACUAGUCUAAAU
Molecule: messenger RNA, 1934 nt
Organism: Linum trigynum
Lineage: Eukaryota; Viridiplantae; Streptophyta; Magnoliopsida; Malpighiales; Linaceae
Source: the annotation of a GenBank genome assembly